AUGCUUUCGCUUCUAGCUACACCCGCCAGGAUCAUCCUCGGGGCUCCGAAGCAAUAUAAAGUGCUCUAUGCUCGCAAAGGGACUAUUUACGGGAUCACCCGCGGUCUCAUGCACUCUACCAGCCGGUUCAAUUCCUCAACGCCCCGUGACAACACCACAGAUAUCUUUUCCCCACCGUCUACACCUCAUAUUAAACAGGUAGAGACAGCAUGGGUCCAUCCGGUGUACACCACUGAACAGAUGUGUGCAGUCGCUGUCGGCCAUCGCAAUGCAAAGAACUGGUCUGACCGCGUGGCCCUAGGUACUGUAAAGGUGCUGCGUUGGGGAAUGGACCGCGUGUCUGGCUACCGGCACCCUGAGCUGGGUCAGCAGCAUGAAGUCAAAUUUCAAAUGACUGAGAAGAAAUGGCUGACGCGAUUCAUCUUCCUUGAAAGCGUCGCGGGCGUGCCCGGCAUGGUGGGCGGUAUGCUUCGGCAUCUAAGGAGCCUGAGGGGGCUGAAGAGGGACAAUGGCUGGAUUGAAACCCUUCUAGAAGAAGCAUACAAUGAGCGCAUGCACUUGCUUACGUUUUUGAAACUGGCCAAGCCAGGCUUCUUCAUGCGACUUCUCGUUCUCGGUGCGCAGGGUGUCUUCUUCAACGGCUUUUUCCUGUCUUAUCUCAUCUCACCGAGGACCUGUCAUCGGUUCGUUGGGUAUCUGGAAGAAGAGGCCGUUCUCACCUACACCCGUGCGAUCCACGACCUUGAGACAGGCAAGCUACCUGAGUGGGAGAAGUUGGAUGCUCCUGAGAUUGCCGUACAGUAUUGGAAGAUGCCAGAAGGGAAAAGAAAGAUGAAAGAUCUCUUGAUGUACGUUCGAGCGGAUGAGGCGAAACAUGGAGAGGUCAAUCAUACUUUCGGAAACCUCAUCCAGGCAUCGGACCCGAACCCGUAUGCGUCCCAAUAUAAAGAUCCGACGAAGCCUCAUCCGAAGAAGGAUCUUACGCAUAUCAAGACGAUAGGAUGGGAAAGGGACGAGGUGAUUUAA
Molecule: messenger RNA, 1026 nt
Organism: Penicillium manginii
Lineage: Eukaryota; Fungi; Ascomycota; Eurotiomycetes; Eurotiales; Aspergillaceae
Product: alternative oxidase
Exons: 3
Coding region: 1-1026 (341 amino acids)
Biological process (GO): alternative respiration
Cellular component (GO): mitochondrion
Molecular function (GO): alternative oxidase activity
Source: RefSeq, a predicted model, not a curated record